UAUCCUGCAUAUCAUUCAGGAGCGACACAAGCAUGCCGUUUCCCAUCGACUAACUCUAACAAAACGUAACAAUAAUCGAUUAUACUACACAACGGGGCACAUUAGUCGGUCGCUGAGUUCAUCUGAGGUCACCAGAAAAAAAAAAUGUCCCGCGGGUCUAACGCAGGUUUCGACCGACACAUCACCAUAUUUUCACCGGAGGGCCGCCUCUACCAAGUCGAGUAUGCCUUCAAAGCCAUCUCCCAGAGUGGGUUAACAUCUGUUGGGGUCAGGGGGACAGACAGCGUUGUGGUGGUCACGCAAAAGAAAGUACCGGACAAGCUGCUGGACUCCUCCACUGUGACAAACAUGUUCAAACUAACUCCUCGCAUUGGCUGUGUGAUGACUGGACACAAUGCUGACGGUCGUUCACAGGUUCACCGGGCCCGGGUGGAAGCUGGCGAAUGGAAAUAUAAGUUCGGUUAUGACAUCACAGCAGAUGUGUUGUGUCGUAGGCUGGCUGAUAUCUCCCAGGUCUACACACAAAAUGCAGAGAUGAGACCUUUAGGCUGCUGUAUGAUUCUGGUGGCUAUUGACCCCCAGCUCGGACCUGUCCUGUAUAAAUGUGACCCAGCAGGCUACUACUGUGGAUUCAGAGCCACAGCGGUUGGUGCCAAGCAGACAGAGGCUAACAGCUACCUAGAGAAAAAACUGAAGAGGAAGCAAGAAUGGUCACACGACGGGACAGUGCAGAUGGCUAUAUCCUGUCUGUCCUCUGUUCUGUCGUUGGACUUCAAGGCUUCUGAGCUGGAGGUCGGCGUGGUGACCAAAGACAAACCUAAGUUCAGGACGCUGUCAGAGGCCGAGAUUGAAGCCCACCUGGUGGCCAUCGCUGAACGGGAGUAGAGGCUCGCUCACAAACGGCGCUCAGCAGUUCAUCACAGCAUCCUAUGUUGAGUGUGUUAGAUUCAACCCGGUUUAGCCACACUGUUGCCUACAGUCUGAAGACAAACGCACAGUUUUUCAUCCAUUUAUUCUUGAGGACGGAUUAUGUGCACUUGAGGAUUUUCUUUUAAAGAAUCAAUACAAGUGUGAUUUCUAGUGAUUUACACAAAUCUUUAGUGGGCUUUAAAAGAGUUUGGCCUCUGGUAUAUUAAACCAUCUUUUGUAAACACACAGACAAUGCUUUAAGUGACACAUGACGUCAUCAUAUGUCCAUGACUAAGUAAUUGUUGGUUGAUAACAGAACAUUACUCAUGGUUGUUUUGAUACUUGAUGUUUAUACCCAUCCCACAUCACAUUAAAGCUGUCCACUCACUGAGUCACUGUCAACCCUUUUACAACAGUCAUAAUAAAAAAAAAAAUAAAAAAAAAGAAAUCUAAAA
This is a messenger RNA of Melanotaenia boesemani (Boeseman's rainbowfish), 1364 nucleotides long. Its product is annotated as proteasome subunit alpha type-6-like. The record is from RefSeq and is a predicted model, not a curated record. The transcript is spliced from 7 exons. Gene Ontology annotation, biological process: ubiquitin-dependent protein catabolic process. The coding region runs from base 145 to 885 and encodes 246 amino acids. Gene Ontology annotation, cellular component: proteasome core complex; proteasome core complex, alpha-subunit complex; cytosol. NCBI's taxonomy places the organism in Eukaryota, Metazoa, Chordata, Actinopteri, Atheriniformes, Melanotaeniidae.